This is a messenger RNA of Tachysurus vachellii, 1440 nucleotides long. It is a transcript of the gene hao2, whose product is annotated as hydroxyacid oxidase 2 (long chain). The transcript has 8 exons. The coding region runs from base 148 to 1248 and encodes 366 amino acids. The record is from RefSeq and is a predicted model, not a curated record. Gene Ontology annotation, molecular function: oxidoreductase activity; FMN binding. Lineage: Eukaryota; Metazoa; Chordata; Actinopteri; Siluriformes; Bagridae.
CUAACUGUGCAGAGGAAUGUUUACAGUCCUGGUUGUUUGGCUUGGUGUUACAGCUGAACUGAGCCUUUGUUGCUAUAAAAGUUCUUGACUCUUUCAGGGUGUUUUUCAUCAGCGUAGGUGUUCAGAAGUUAUGCCAUUACUUAUAGGAUGAACACUAUGGCUAAAGUGUGUCUGACUGAUUUUGAGGAGUAUGCCAAACAGCAUCUCUCCAAACCUACCUGGGAUUAUUAUGCAGCUGGAGCAGAUGAGUGCUGCACCAGGGAUGACAAUCUCCAGGCCUACAAAAGGAUCCGUUUAAGGCCUCGGAUCUUGCGGGACGUGUCAGUGAGUGACACACGGACUACCAUUUUGGGCACUGAGAUCAGCUUUCCAGUCGGUAUUGCACCCACUGCUUUUCAUUGUCUGGCCUGGCAUGAGGGAGAGCUAGCAACUGCCAGAGCCACAGAAGCUGUGAACACCUGUUACAUUACCAGCACUUACUCCACAUGCUCUGUGGAGGAGAUUUGUGCAGCAGCUCCAAAUGGCUACCGCUGGUUCCAGCUCUAUGUGUACCGUGAGCGCAAACUAUCGGAGCAGCUCGUGCACAGAGUGGAGGCACUCGGUUACAAGGCCUUGGUACUCACAGUCGACGUGCCAUACACUGGUAAACGUAGGGAUGACAUUCGCAAUCAGUUUAAGCUCCCCCCUCACCUGAAAGUGAAGAACUUUGAUGGCAUGUUUCAGCCUGAAUGCUUCCUCAUACAGGAAACUGCAGAACUUGAAGAGUACGGCGUUCCGUCCAACACGUUGGAUCCAUCCAUAAGUUGGAAAGACAUACACUGGCUGCAGUCUCUCACCCGCCUGCCCAUUAUCAUUAAAGGUAUCCUGACUAAAGAGGAUGCAGAGCUGGCUGUGGAGCAUGGUGUCCAAGGUAUCAUCGUGUCCAACCAUGGAGGCCGACAGCUGGACGGGGGACCAGCCACAAUUGACUGUUUGUCUGAGAUAGUGGACACAGUGCAAGGCCGGGUCGAGGUGUACAUGGAUGGAGGGAUUCGCACAGGCUGUGACGUACUGAAGGCCUUGGCUCUGGGAGCCAAGUGUGUGUUUAUUGGAAGACCUGCAAUCUGGGGCCUUGCUUACAAGGGAGAAGAGGGUGUGAAGGAAGUUCUGCAAAUUCUAAGUGAAGAGUUUCGUCUAUCCAUGGCCUUAUCUGGAUGCAGAAAUGUGGCUGAGAUCAACAGGAACCUUAUUCAGGUUUCUAAACUCUGACCAAACAAAAGGAAAGAAUAAGAAGAUCAAAAUAAGCUUCAAUAAUUGAAUAUGAUUGAAGAGGCAUUUGAUGUGUUUGUACAUUAAUGGAGGCAUGUUAGCUAGCCCACAAUAAUUGUACUUGCUCUUUAUGCAUGAUGUGAAAAUAGAUAUGGAUUGGUAACAAGAGAUCAUGAAGAUUUGAUAAGUGAA